AAAUUUAUCGUAGCAUGGUUACCAUGCUUCAAAGGUCUGAAAAGGCCCAAACAAGCUAUAUCCAAACCUCAAAUUGUUGCCGGAAACUGUUUUGUUCUUUCAGAAGUUUAUCAUAGCACAGUUAUCAUGCUUCAAAGGUCGGAAAGGCUCGAACAAGCUGUAUCCAAACCUCAAAUUGUUGGCUGAAAACAGUAUGGUUCUUUCAGAAAUUUAUCGAAGCACGGUUACCAAGCUUCAAAGGUCUGAAAGGCUCGAACAAGCAAUAAGUAGUUGUGACCAGUAAGAGUGUGCAACCCGUGUACUUGCAAUGCGUUACUCGGAUUCGAUUCCGUUGACCGAUGCAUAUGGAGAUGCUGUUGUAGAACCUGUAAGACGAGCCACCUCUACCUGACUCCCCGACCCCCGACCCAGAUCAGGGACCAGAAACCGAGCGGCAGGACGCGAGACGCCGAGUUCCUCGUCCUUUUUAUAUCUCUCCCGGUCGCAGAAGCUCCGAGCUCUCUCCGCGCCAUCGACGACCGGGAGGAACGAAGAGGAACGUGAUCCAGCUCUCGCGAUCAGAUCCGACCGACCAUGAGUCUCUUCGGUCUCGGACGGAACCAGCGGACUUUUCGACCAAAGAAGAGUGCCCCUUCUGGGAGUAAGGGGGCCCAACUCAGGAAGCAUAUUGAUGCAACAUUAGGUAGUGGGAACCUAAGGGAAGCAGUGAAGCUUCCACCUGGUGAAGACUUAAACGAGUGGCUAGCUGUCAACACUGUCGAUUUCUUCAAUCAAGUGAAUUUGCUUUAUGGCACACUGACAGAAUUCUGUACACCAGAGAAUUGUCCGACAAUGACUGCAGGGCCAAAGUAUGAAUAUCGAUGGGCGGAUGGUGUCCAAAUAAAGAAACCUAUUGAAGUCUCAGCCCCAAAGUAUGUUGAGUACCUGAUGGAAUGGAUUGAAGUUCAGCUCGAUGAUGAAUCUAUUUUUCCUCAAAAGCUUGGAACACCUUUCCCUCCAAACUUUAAAGACGUUGUCAAGACAAUAUUCAAGCGGUUGUUCCGUGUUUAUGCCCACAUUUACCAUUCACAUUUUCAGAAGAUUGUCAGCCUCAAGGAAGAGGCACAUCUCAACACCUGCUUCAAGCAUUUCAUUCUCUUCACUUAUGAGUUUGGAUUGAUCGACAAGAAGGAACUCGCCCCGCUGCAGGAGCUAAUUGAGUCCAUCAUUGUUCCAUAUUAAUUUGCUGCUAAUCUUAAACACCUACAUAAAUAAAUCUUCUUGUAAUCUUAAUUUCCCUGCUAAGUUUCCCUUAAGUGAAGUUUGUUGAUGGUAUAUUGUGAGCCUAUUACACACAUUAAUGAACACUAAUAUGAUUUUGUAACACAUUUGGCUGAGACAACCUCAAUUUAGCUGAA
Messenger RNA from Zingiber officinale, 1397 nucleotides. RefSeq names its product MOB kinase activator-like 1A. The record is from RefSeq and is a predicted model, not a curated record. The transcript is spliced from 11 exons. Bases 574 to 1221 code for a protein of 215 amino acids. Gene Ontology annotation, molecular function: protein kinase activator activity. Gene Ontology annotation, cellular component: nucleus; cytoplasm. Lineage: Eukaryota; Viridiplantae; Streptophyta; Magnoliopsida; Zingiberales; Zingiberaceae. Gene Ontology annotation, biological process: signal transduction; positive regulation of protein phosphorylation.